Molecule: messenger RNA, 2053 nt
Organism: Macaca mulatta (Rhesus monkey)
Lineage: Eukaryota; Metazoa; Chordata; Mammalia; Primates; Cercopithecidae
Source: RefSeq, a predicted model, not a curated record
AGACACGUAUCAAGAGCUUCUCUGAAAGACUGACAGUAUCGUAGUAGUCAGUGAUAAUAUUGAACCUUAAUAUGUUCCAGACACUGUCCUAAGUGAUUUACCUUACAUUAUUCCCUUGAAUGUUUAUAAUUCCCAAGUGAAAGAAGGAAAUGAUAUAUUGGAUAGCUAUGAGUGGGGAGGUUUGUACUGGCUGCUUUCCCAUAAAGAAAUUAAGCUCGUUCACGAAGAGCACGUAGUUUGUUAGUGUUUGGAACACAUUUUUCGUGCCUGAAGUCCAAAUGUUCUUGCUACACCACCAUAGAAACUAAUGUCACUCAGGAACCAUUUGUCAGGGCAAGGGGUGCCACCAUUUUGUAUUUCCUCCUGCCUUAGGACUAUCCUAAAUCAUUCGCACGGAGUGUUUUGAAAGAACUCUCAAGAGCUUCGUUUGCCUAGAGUCAGAAUUCCUAACCUUGAGUCCUGGUUCUGCCAGAAACCCAAGCCGUUUGAUCUUGGGCAACUCCCCAAGAAAGCUGGGUUCAACUUCCUCACUGUCAAACUGGUUAUAGGUCUAGAUGAGUUUCAAGGACUCUUUUUAUGGCUAGAGUCUCUGACAUAGGAAGACUACAUACUGGGCCAGUAACAGGAAGGCACAAAGCUGACUAAAGGUUUAAAAAUUACUUGGUCAAUUUGAUUAAUGAGGAGAAUGAAUCAGAAAAUUUCAAGUUCUCCCAUGGCUAACUGUCGAGUCUCUACUUCAAGAUCAUUCCAUUGGAAAGAGGUCGAAAAUGUACAGUAGGCAUGCACAAAGGAUAACGCCUGGAAAUAAGAUGGCGUCCCGCAAGGAAGGCACCGGCUCUACUGCCACCUCUUCCAGCUCCACCACCGGCGGAGCAGGGAAAGGUAAAGGCAAAGGCGGCUCCGGAGAUUCAGCCGUGAAGCAAGUGCAGAUAGAUGGCCUCGUGGUAUUAAAGAUAAUCAAACAUUAUCAAGAAGAAGGACAAGGAACUGAAGUUGUUCAAGGAGUGCUUUUGGGCCUGGUUGUAGAAGAUCGGCUUGAAAUUACCAACUGCUUUCCUUUCCCUCAGCACACAGAGGAUGAUGCUGACUUUGAUGAAGUCCAAUAUCAGAUGGAAAUGAUGCGGAGCCUUCGCCAUGUAAACAUUGAUCAUCUUCAUGUGGGCUGGUACCAGUCCACAUACUAUGGCUCAUUCGUUACCCGGGCGCUCCUGGACUCUCAGUUCAGUUACCAGCAUGCCAUUGAAGAAUCUGUCGUUCUCAUUUAUGAUCCCAUAAAAACUGCCCAAGGGUCUCUCUCACUAAAGGCUUACAGACUGACUCCUAAACUGAUGGAAGUUUGUAAAGAAAAGGAUUUUUCCCCUGAAGCUUUGAAAAAAGCAAAUAUCACCUUUGAGUACAUGUUUGAAGAAGUGCCGAUUGUAAUUAAAAAUUCACAUCUGAUCAAUGUCCUAAUGUGGGAACUUGAAAAGAAGUCAGCUGUUGCAGAUAAACAUGAGUUGCUCAGCCUUGCCAGCAGCAAUCAUUUGGGGAAGAAUCUACAGUUGCUGAUGGACAGAGUGGAUGAAAUGAGCCAAGAUAUAGUUAAAUACAAUACAUACAUGAGGAAUACUAGUAAACAACAGCAGCAGAAACAUCAGUAUCAGCAGCGUCGCCAGCAGGAGAAUAUGCAGCGCCAGAGCCGAGGAGAACCCCCGCUCCCUGAGGAGGACCUGUCCAAACUCUUCAAACCGCCACAGCCCCCUGCCAGGAUGGACUCGCUGCUCAUUGCAGGCCAGAUAAACACUUACUGCCAGAACAUCAAGGAGUUCACUGCCCAAAACUUAGGCAAGCUCUUCAUGGCCCAGGCUCUUCAAGAAUACAACAACUAAGAAAAGGAAGUUUCCAGAAAAGAAGUUGACAUGAACUCUUGAAAUCACACCAGGGCAACUCUUGGAAGAAAUAUAUUUGCAUAUUGAAAAGCACAGAGGAUUUCUUUAGUGUCAUUGCCGAUUUUGGCUCUAACAGUGUCUUUCUAGCCAUAAUAAAAUAAAACAAAAUCUUGACUGCUUGCUCA